UUAUCAUUAUAUGGAUGAUAUUUUACUUGCAGGAAAAUCACCCCAACUUUUACAAUCAGCGGUAAAGGCAACAGUGAGUAGCCUGGCCACUUAUGGCCUUCAAAUAGCUCCAGAAAAAAUUCAACAAAAAGCACCCUGGAAAUAUCUCGGGUGGAAAAUUGCAGAACAUACAAUCGAACCUCAGAAUGUGCAGUUGCAAAUUGAUGUUAAAACACUGAAUGAUGUACAAAAAUUAUUGGGACCCAUUAACUGGGUAUGCACAAUACUUGGAAUUGAUAAUGUGGUGUUGAAACCUUUAUUUGACUUAUUGAAAGGCGAUUCAAAUUUAAAUUCACCUCGCUAUCUGACAGAGGAGGCAAAGCACUCGUUGCAAAAGGUAUCAAUCUUAUUACAAGAACGACAAGCAUAUCGAAUUAUAGAGGAAAUACCUGUUAAUUUGUUUGUGAUCAAUCAAGAGAAGCAACCAAUGGGCCUGCUUGCUCAGUGGCUCACAUCUCAGAACCCACACCCAUUAAUUAUGAUUGAAUGGGUGUUUCUGCCUCAUCAGUUCCAAAAAACUAUAGUAACUCGGGUGGAAAUGUGUUCUUUAUUAAUACGCAAAGGUCACGAAUGUCUUUUAGAACUAACUGGAAAAGACCCACAAAUUAUUUAUUUACCCUUGACACAAGAUUAUCUACACUGGUGUCUCGCGCAAAGCCCUUCACUACAGGUCGCUUUGGAAGGGUAUACAGGACAACUCUCUGUCCACUUUCCUUCGCAUAAGCUCUUUACUUUUUAUUCUGAAAUUUCUUUGAUUUCUCGACCUCGACUUAGUGAUGUACCGGUAACAGGAAAAACAUUUUUUACGGACGGUUUGGGCCGAACUGGGAAAGCUGUUAUAGUGUGGUAUGCAAAUAACCAAUGGAAUCAUCAAAUACAUAAAACAGUCGGAUCUCCAGAAAUUGUGGAGUUAUAUGCUGUAAUACAGGUUUUCCAACAAUGGAGCGAACCUUUAAAUUUAAUUACAGAUUCACAAUAUGUAGCCAAUGUGGUCUCCCGCCUGGAGCGAUUGUGGUUGAAAGAGAUCCAAACUGAACCUCUUUUUGCAUUAUUUAAACAACUAUGGUACUUGUUAAGACACCGAAAGACUCCCUAUUACGUUUUACACGUUCAGAGUCAUACCACCCUACCUGGUUUUAUUACUGAAGGAAAUGCCUGAGCGGACCAGCUUGCUGCGCCGGCAUGGUCUGUUCCUAUCCUGAAUAUUCUAGACCAGGCCCAGCUGUCUCAUGCAUUUUUUCAUCAAGAAGCAAAGAUGUUACACAAACAAUUUCAAUUGUCAUGGUCAGAUGCACGGAGUAUAUUACAAACGUGCCCUGAUUGUCAGAAUGUUACCCCAAUACCAUUACAGGAACAAAUUCCAGAGAUCUCCGAGCAUUACAAAUUUGGCAAACCGAUGUGACUGAUAUUUCUGAAUUUGGACAACAGAAAUAUGUGCAUGUCUCCAUUGAUACUUUCUCCAAUGCUAUCUGGGCCACUGCAGAAUCUGGGGAAAAAAGCUGAGACGUCAUACGCCAUUGGCGAGGAGCUUUCGCAGUGCUUGGAGUUCCACAUCGCAUUAAGACAGACAAUGGCCUGGGAUACAUUAGUACGAAAAUGCAGGCCUUCCUAGCAUCAUGGGGUGUUCAACAUAUUGCUGGUAUACCCCAUUCCCCACAAGGGCAAGCUAUCGCUGAAAGGGCGCAUCGUACCUUGAAGAGAGUGCUAGAAAAACAAAAAGGGGGAAUGCUGGGUGAAACCCCACAUACAGAAAGCCCUUUACCUUCUCAAUCACUUAACUCUAGCUGAAGAUAAAGUGGUGUCUGAUGGGCAUUCUAACCCAGUUAUACUCAAACGUUUUUUAUCCUUAACACCUUUACAAACCCUAAGUUCUAACCAGAAUGCCCAAGUUUUGGUAAAAUCUUUAGAAACUACGAAAUGGGAAGGACCAUUUGAUCUGAUAACAUGGCUUGAGGGUAUGCUUGUGUCUCUACAGGCCAAGGCCCACGUUGGAUACCAGCACGAUAUAUCCGACCUUAUCUAUGACCUAACGAUACAUGCAUUGAUGAUUCGCAGGUGAAUCGUGGAAUGUAAUUAAGAUACAGAGGUCCCUCUUCGGGGAACCAGUCAGCGGUCUGCAGUCUCCUGCCGGACUAUAUCUCGACUUGACUGGUAAUCCACUUGCAUUGGACUGGGAACACGUUAAGGUUGAAGACGCACCUCUAGAAAUGCAGACAGCAAGGACGAUUCCUUGUAUUACUUGUAAUACAAGGAAUCAUACUGUAUGGACUAAAUGUGAAUGUGUGGAAUGCAGGCGGAAGUGGUUUUGUGAUUCUCAGUUGAGAGGCAUUGUGUAAGUGGUGCAGGAAAGAUACGGUAACAACACACAGACCUCAAAUUGUGGGGUUAGUGUGUGGAAAGACUCACCUAGUCCCGCACCUUUGGCAGGUUUGGAAAAGUGAUUGGGAAAAGACAAAGUAUAAGUGUGCACGAGGGUUUAAGUGGAAACUUGGAAAGGUAGUGGAAGGAGAUGUUGAUUACGAGACACAAAUCUUCUGAAAUUUGUUAAGGCAUGAUGAGUUUUGACAAGUGAGGCCUAUUUUGUCUUGUCGUCUUUUUCACCCUUCUUACAUUAAGUAGCUUGAUUUGGGUCCCAUCCCAGCCAAAAACAAAUAUAUGGGUCACCUUGGCAAAUUACACAGGAUAAGAUACACUAUGUUUAUCAAUGUCGUCUCCAUCCAAUCCAUUUACCACUUGCCCUGUGGGGCAGCCUGCCGAUAAUUGGCCUGUUCCUUCAGCCCAACAGGGAGUGCCACAAAAGAAUGGAGUAGUAGACACUUGGGAUGGGUGGACUCCAUACCUGUCCCACGCUGAGUUGGAACCACAAGAAAUAGACCUGCUAGACUCAGUAAAAAUGGACUAUUGUCUCUAACUACUCUGGAGGCAAUAGCAGCAGAAUUAUACAAUGGUUGAAUGCUACUUUACCUAUAUUCCAGAAUACCAGUGCCUGGUGUAACUAUACAUCCCAUAAUAUAUCACGAUCCACUAAUCAACCUUUAUGGUUACCACCCGUUUUUUUCCUAAUAUGUGGUAACAGAGCAUGGCCUGGCAUUGCCUCCCACGCUCGCGGUGGACCAUGUAGUAUAGGCAGACUAACAAUAUUAACCCCAAAUAUCUCUAUGAUACUAAAUUAUACUGGAUUUCACCAUCUCCACAGGUUAAAGAGAUCUGUUCAUGCUUUUACUCCUAAUUGUAAGGAUACUGCUACAUUGUGGAAUCCAGGGAAAAUUGUUGCAGCAUCCUUUUUUACACCAGGAGUAGCUGCAGCACAAGCUCUCACAACUUUAACCAGAUUAGGAUGCUGGCUUGCCAAACAAACUAAUGCUACGUCAAUUGCUUUAAGUGGGCUUUUGUUACAUGUUGAUUCUAUUAAACACGCUACUUUGCAAAAUCGAGUGGCUAUUGAUUUUUUGUUGCUAGCACACGGACAUGGCUGUCAAGACUUGGAAGGGGUGUGCUGCAUGAACCUGUUGGACCAUUCUCAGUCUAUACAUGCUAGCAUCAGGACUCUAAUGGAGCAAACAAAAAAAUUGCAACAAGAUGAUGGUUUCUUUGGACUCGACAACCUCUUGAAAGGUUGGGGUAUCACGGGAUUGUUAUUAUCCUUAGUGAAAGGAGGCUUACUAUUUUUCGUGAUCAUUAUUUGUAUCGUGUUAAUAGUCCCGUGUCUCUUGACAUGCCUACAGAACGUGAUGCAAAAAAUGCUCCAUCAAGUCCUAAUGGUAGUGACGUGUGGAGAAAGGACUUUACAACCACUCAGCCAAUAAGGUUGUGAAGUAGGUAUGUUUAUUCAGCGCUGGGCGGCACGGAGGUCAUCCCACCAAAGUCAUGUCCCCCGGCAGCCGUUUGUCUUCUAAAUAUAUAGCACUGCGGUUACAUAUUCAUGAGAUCGGCUCUACAUACUCAUAACCCAUCCCUGCUUCGUGUGCUAAUUAAAACUCCUCCCACCGCGCCUGCGCAGUGCUCCUGGUGCUGGCCGUAGGGGGCCGUGAGGAUGAAGGCUAACGGCUCCUCUUCCUCACCGCAGGUAACCUUUUGGCGCAGGCUCAGUUGCUCCGUGGAUCGUGGCCAAACCACAGAACUGUCUUCCGGCUGUUCUCUUGCGCGGGCUCAGUCUCUCCUCUGGAUUGGACGAUCCCAUCCCAAAAGUCACAAAUGUAACUAACUUUGCAUAAGUGUUAAGUCCCGCGCUUUGUUAACCCUUAGGCUGCACUAACAAUACGAUUAAGGUAUCUCAUACUAAUUACUAAUGCGAAUUAAGACUAAUUACCCAGCCAGCAACAGUUUUUGGGGUUUUUUUUAAAUCUUAGGAUUCCCCUAUCUCAGUAGAUGUAACCUGACAGCGCGUGAACAUGUACUUAAAGUAUAAAAGCAGCUUUCUUAGAGUAAUAAAGCUCUUCGGUUGAAAAGGCUACCGGAGUCCGUGCAGUCAUUCUCCACAGCCGACCACCGCGGCGGUCCGCCAGCCCCCGCUGGGCCUGCCCGGGCACCUCCCGGGCCGCCGGUUCUAACGGCGGCGGCUCCACCCAAGAUGGCGGCCGCCAGUCAAGAUGGUGGUUGUGAGGGGCCGCCCGCUCCCGCCCCGCAGAGCUAGGGAUGCGCGCCGGGGUGGGGACGGCGCCCCGGGAUCGCGGUGCUGCGAGCGCGGGGAGAGUAGGCCGAGCCGCUCCGCCCGCCCAUGCCCGCAGUGGGGCCGUCCCGGCUCCGGCCAGCGGCGGUGCAGAGGCCGGUUCCCCGGGAGGCGGGCCCGCCCCGCCAUGAUGUCACAGGGCCGGCCCGCCCGCCGCCGCAGUGACAGCUCCGCCCGGUGCCCGUCCGGCCCUGCCCAGCCGAGCCGCGCAGCCGGAGCGGGAGCGGGGCGGACCGGCCAUGGCCGACGACUUCGGCUUCUUUUCUUCGUCUGAGGCGGCCGGCGCCGAGGAGGACCCGGCCGCCGCUUUUCUGGCCCAACAGGAGAGCGAGAUCGCGGGCAUCGAGAACGACGAGGGCUUCGGGCCGACCGACGGCGAGUCGGCCACCGCCCCGGCCGGGCAGGCGGCCCAGCCGGAACCGGCUGGUUUCCAGAAUGGAGGAACCACUGUCAAUGGAGAUGUCUUCCAGGAGUCCAACGGCCCCACCGAUGCCUACGCAGCCAUAGCCAAGGCUGACCGGCUGACCCAGGAGCCAGAGAGCAUCCGCAAGUGGAGGGAGGAGCAGAAGAAGCGCCUGGAGGAGCUGGAUGCAGCAUCGAAGGUGACUGAGCAGGAAUGGCGUGAGAAGGCCAAGAAGGACCUGGAGGAGUGGAACCUGCGUCAGAAUGAGCAGAUGGAGAAGAACCGAGCAAACAACAGGAUCGCUGACAAAGCCUUUUACCAGCAGCCGGACGCCGAUGUGAUCGGUUAUGUGGCCUCGGAGGAAGCGUUCCUGAAGGAGUCCAAGGAGGAAACCCCUGGCUCCGAGUGGGAGAAGGUGGCCCAGCUCUGUGAUUUCAAUCCCAAGAGCAGCAAGCAGAGCAAGGAUGUCUCGCGGAUGCGCUCGGUGCUCAUCUCCCUCAAACAGACACCCCUGUCCCGUUAGCUGCUGCCUUGCACAGCUGGAGCACAGCCGGGCAGGGCUGGGCUCACCGAGCCCAAAGAGGGGCCUCAUCCUGCCUGCUCCCUGCUGUGCGCCUCUGCUGUGCUCGAGUCACUGGUUGUAACUCUCCCCAUGGUUUUCCUUUGCUUAAAAGGUGCAUCGGUCUCUUUUUACACCUAUUUAUUACACUGUGGCAUUUCCCCGGGAAGCGACACUGGGUGGCAGAGCUGAGUUACAGCGGGGGAGCCCCCAGCCUGGGCUGAGCUUGUGCCCAGGGGCCCGGCUGAGUGAGAGGGGGAACACCCCCCCCGUGUUCCCCUCCUCACCCCUGCGCUGGGAAUAAACCCACCUGCGGCUCUUCUGGAGCAGCUCCAGGCUCCUGGAGCAGCCCCAUGUCCGACCCUGGCACCCAGGCAGUGAUCCCAGGGGGACCCCGGGGUUGUCACCUCCCUUUCCCGGGGGGGUUAGAGCAGAGCUGGUGUGGGAGGCUGGAAGAACAGCCUUUACCCAGCUCUGCACUGCUGAGUCCUGCAGGAGCAUGGCUGCAGCGCGAUGCUGCUGGGCUGAGGGAUGUGAGUGCAGGCAGCCAGGCUGGGCCGGGACUGCCCCUAGCCGAGCAGAAUGCUCCCAGCCUGGCCGUGCAUCCCAAAAAGCUGGUGGGGCUCCAAGCAGCGGUUGCAGUGUCUGUGUCCCAUCCAUCCUGUGGGGUUGCUGAUGCCAGGCUGAGGUGAUGCAGGGCACUGGGACAAGGCCAGUCCUCACAAGGGUGAGUGUGUGGAAUGUUUUCUGUCCCUCCAGGAAAGCCACCAGCAGUUGGCAAUGUGGGUGCCAGGCUUUGGGACCCUUGGCUCUGCUCCUUCCCCUGCUGCUAGGAUGGGAACUGGAGGCUGUGUGGUUGUAGGGAAGGAAGUAGGAAGGUUGCGCCCCCACCUCCCUAACCCAGGGGCGCAGAGCAGGAUUGGGCAGAGUUCUGGUGCUGGGGCUUGUACUGUCCCUGGAGAACAACCUGCACAUCUGUCUGCAGCAGCCCUGUGGCUUCUCUUUGGCCCCUGCUGGAUUUACACACCUCAGGCAGCGUGGGGAGAUGCCUCAGUCCCACUCCCCAUCCCACAAGAUACACUUUCCAGCCCGAACACCCAGUUUCUCUCCUCUGCUUGGCAGGGCCAGCACCAGCCCCUCCAGCUUGGAGGCCCAGCUCUGGAAACCUGCAAAACUCCCGGCUAGCAGGAGAGGGACAGGCCUGUGGCGUGGAGCAGAGCCCACGAAACAUUUGCUUGAGCAUCACUGCAGAGCCCUGUCAGCCAAACAGCAAGUACACAAAGCUCUCCCACCCCGCAGCUAUGCAGUCAGGAAGGUCACCUCUUCAGGGGUGACCAGGCACCCCUGGCUCAGGGCCACAGGCUCAGCAGGGAGCUGGGAAGGGGAAUGGGUGUGUGGGGAGUCACUGUGUGCUGGGAUUGUGCCCCUUGUCCAUAGGGCUCAUUGCUCCUACUCUGUCCCACUGCACUGCAGCACACAAAGGCAGCUCUGCUGGGGUGCAGGAUGGACACUGGUGCAGGGGAUCUCUGGGCUUGGCUGCCUGCCUCUGCCUCUCACUGCAGAGCAGCGGGAAGUGAAGCAGUGUCCCCCCCGCCCUGUGCUCUGUCCCACCAGCCCCCCUGGCAGCCGUGCCCCCAUGUCAGGCAGGGCAGCCAGCUCCCGGGGAGCCGUGCCCACAGCUCUUCUCCACCCCCCUGGCUUUGGUAUCUGUGACUGUUCAAAUGACCUGUUACAAUAAACCCACAUCUCCAGUCCUA
Molecule: messenger RNA, 7427 nt
Organism: Strigops habroptila (Kakapo)
Lineage: Eukaryota; Metazoa; Chordata; Aves; Psittaciformes; Psittacidae
Gene: CLTB
Product: clathrin light chain B
Exons: 6
Coding region: 4948-5634 (228 amino acids)
Biological process (GO): clathrin coat assembly; intracellular protein transport; clathrin-dependent endocytosis
Cellular component (GO): postsynaptic endocytic zone cytoplasmic component; synaptic vesicle membrane; plasma membrane
Molecular function (GO): structural molecule activity; clathrin heavy chain binding
Source: RefSeq, a predicted model, not a curated record